This is a messenger RNA of Medicago truncatula (barrel medic), 2554 nucleotides long. RefSeq lists its product as uncharacterized. The record is from RefSeq and is a predicted model, not a curated record. Lineage: Eukaryota; Viridiplantae; Streptophyta; Magnoliopsida; Fabales; Fabaceae. The coding region runs from base 158 to 1597 and encodes 479 amino acids. The transcript is spliced from 3 exons.
AUUAAAAUAACAAUCAACUUGCUUCCAUUGCUUCCAUCACAAAGUAACCUCAAUUCAUGUUCCUCAACUUAACUCUUCAACUCCUUUUACUUUAAUUAAAAAAUUCAAACCCAGUUAAUAACCUAACCUAACAAAAGUAAUAAUAAAAAAACUAACAAUGAUGUUUCAUAGAAGAAAAAAAGAACCAAACACAAACACAUUACCUCUUUCAACUUCACCAAUGCCUUCCAGAUUCAGAACUUCAUCACUAACGACGUCGUUUAAAUCAUUCCUUUUAGUUCUUUCAUUACUUCUUAAUUUCUAUUUUCUUUUAAUUCUGUGGGCCCCAUACUCCAACACUUUAGCACCUUCCUCCGUCGUAUCUCGUCUCACUUCCACCACGCGCCGCCAUGUUCUCUUCGCCGUCGCUUCAUCUUCUCUCUCAUGGCCACACCGUCAAUCCUACGUUAAUAUCUGGUACAAUAAAAAAUCAACACGUGUCCUUGCUUUUCUAGACGCGCCGCCGAGGAAUUCGUCGGAUGAGUCACCCCCGGUGGUUAUCUCCGGCGAUGUGUCUGGAUUUCCGUAUACGUUACAAGGAGGACUUCGGUCGGCGAUCCGUGUGGCGCGUGUGGUGAAAGAAGCGGUGGAUCGGAACGAAACGGAUGUGCGGUGGUUCGUGUUCGGGGACGAUGAUACAGUGUUUUUUGUGGAGAAUGUGGUGAAGACGCUUUCGAAAUAUGAUCAUGAACGGUGGUUUUAUGUGGGGAGUAAUUCGGAGAGUUAUGAACAGAAUUUGAUGUAUUCGUUUGAGAUGGCGUUUGGUGGUGGUGGUUUUGCUAUUAGUUAUUCACUUGGUAAGGUUUUAGCUAGGGUUUUGGAUUCUUGUUUGAGGAGGUAUGGGUUUUUGUAUGGAAGUGAUGCUAGGAUUUAUUCUUGUGUUGCUGAACUUGGUGUUACUUUGACUCAUGAACCUGGGUUUCAUCAGGUAGAUAUGCGGGGGAACUUGUUUGGGGUAUUGGCCGCACAUCCAUUAUCACCUUUGUGCUCCCUUCAUCACUUGGACGCUGCACAGCCUCUCUUUCCCGACAUGAAUAGAACACAAGCUUUGAGACAUCUUAUUGCAGCUACAAAUGUUGAUCCCACUAGAAUUCUGCAGCAAACUGUCUGCUAUGAUCGUUCAAAUUCAUUGACUUUCUCAGUUUCUUGGGGCUAUGCCAUCCAGGUUUUUCAAGGAAAUGUACUUCUACCUGAUCUCCUUGCGGCGAAAAAAACUUUCGCACCGUGGAGGAAGAUUCAUUCCAAUUUCAUGUUUGACACAAGAGACAAUCCUAGAGAUCCUUGCAAAAGGCCUUUUGUAUUUUACUUGAAAAGUAUUACAUCUGAUAAAAGUGGUAUUUGGAGCAGUUACAGUAGGUAUGUAGAAAAGAAGUGCUCUAAAUCAAAUCCUACACUUCCAAUGGAGAUCACUGUUUUUUCAAGAAAGCUGGAUCUUAGUAUUGAAGAGAUGAAAGCUCCCCGUCGUCAGUGCUGCAACGUUUUGCCAUCUAAAAAUGAAACAAUCAGUAUUCAUAUAAGACGGUGUGAAACCGAUGAACUGAUCUCCAUGGAAUUGUAGCACUUGUUUUGGGAGUCGCCACCCGUGAAGGUUUUGAAAUAUUCACGAGCUUCAAUGCUUGGUGGAGUCCAGUCCCAUGUUGUAACUGAUAUAAGGUGCACGCUUCUUUCAUCAAGGCUGGAUGAAGUUUGUUUCAAAGGGAUAUGUUUCCAUUUAGUACUUGAAUCAUUUUCUUAGUUUCAAAGUUGGAUGGAAGGUAAAUAGAUUUCUUUCAACCUUCAUCAAUUCUCAAUUACCUUUGUUAUGUCAUUCAACAAAGGGCGUUCAACGAGGGACGCUUCCAUAGGACUGCGAGCAAUAUGUUGGAGCUUAUGUCUGCUUUGCGGUAGAGAAAUAUUUUUGAUCUCUUUGCAAAGGAAAAAUAUGAACUUUGUAAGAUUGGUCAACCUAUCAAAGGUAGGUUUUGGUUCACCUGAAUAUUGGUCAACCUAUCAAAGGUAGGUUUUGGUUCACCUGAAUAUUGGUCAACAACCUCUCAAAGCAUGCCCCACCUGUGUGGCUUUUUUUAAUCCCUUGUGUAGCUGCAAAUUUCAAAUGGAUUAUUUCUCUGCAGUUGUACAUAUUGUUGCAUGUAUUCAUAUACACUUCUGAUGCACAAAAUUUCAAGGAAGAUUUCAUAUUUGGAGUGAGGUAAAACCUCUUACCCAAAGGACCAAUUUUGCUCUGGAUUAUAAUCCCAAAGGGGACCAUGUGUCACUGUAGCUUGUAAGCUAACUGAGGUUUUGUCUUGAAAUUCUGCAAAUGUAUUGUAACUUUUUUGCUUGUUGCAUAGUUAGUACAUUAUUUUUUGUCAAGCAAUAGUGGCUAGAUUCACACAUUUUAAGUGUGGAUGAAUAAAGUAUCCGGGGUUCGAACUCCGACCCCUAUAGAUAAUGUCUUCAGAAGUGUUACCAACUAAGCUACACUUGCGGGCUGCAUAGUUGAAAUUUUUUAUGCAUGAGAUAUGAUUCCGAUAUA